GUUAUUCCCCAAGUAAAAUGGGCCAACAUUGUCCACCUUCAUCUGUGGGCCGUUUAGGCCUUCAGUAGCCCAACAAAAAGCCCAGUAAAAUUCCAAACCUAAUAUAUAAAAUCUCGCAAUCUAGGGUUCAAGGACAAUUGCUUCGCUGCUGAAAUCGCCGGAGAUAACAUUGUGAAUUCUCUUCACUACUCUGCAACAAUCUUCUUCCAGCAGCCAUGAUUAUUCCAGAGAAGAACCGUAGAGAGAUCUCCAAGUAUCUCUUCCAAGAGGGAGUGUGCUAUGCAAAGAAGGAUUACAACUUGGCCAAGCACCCAUUAAUCGAUGUGCCGAAUCUACAAGUGAUUAAGCUGAUGCAGAGCUUCAAAUCUAAGGAGUAUGUUCGUGAGACAUUUGCUUGGAUGCAUUAUUACUGGUACCUUACAAAUGAUGGCAUCGAGUUCCUUAGGACUUACCUUAAUCUUCCUUCUGAAAUUGUACCUGCUACUCUGAAAAAAUCUGCCAAGCCUCUUGGUCGCCCCAUGGGUGGUCCUCCUGGCGACCGUCCCCGUGGACCUCCCAGGUUUGAUGGCGAUAGGCCAAGGUUUGGCGACAGGGAUGGUUAUCGUGCUGGACCUAGAGGUGGUCCACCUGGUGAGUUUGGAGGUGAGAAGGGUGGAGCUCCUGCUGAUUACCAGCCUGCUUUCAGGGGUACUGGUGGAAGGCCUGGAUUUGGGCGUGGAUCUGGAGGUUUUGGUGGUGCUCCCCCCAGUUCAAGCUUCUCUUAGAUUCCUUCCAUCUUAGUUAGGUUGUUGUUGCAGUUUUGAAUCAGAUGUUGGAAUCAAUUGGUUCAUUUUCUUGUUAAACUUUAAUAUCCAAGCAGGGCAAUUUUAUCUUUGUGGAUCUUUAGAGAACUAUAAGUGGUCUGUUUCUUGUUCGUUUUGUGUUUUCAAGCUAUUGAGCAUUGAGAUAUACGUACAAAUUGUGUUAUUGAAAGUGAAGGUCUCUGAAAAUGAUAAAUCUUUGGUUGAAA
Messenger RNA from Capsicum annuum, 1009 nucleotides. RefSeq names its product 40S ribosomal protein S10-1. The coding region runs from base 216 to 764 and encodes 182 amino acids. NCBI's taxonomy places the organism in Eukaryota, Viridiplantae, Streptophyta, Magnoliopsida, Solanales, Solanaceae. The transcript has 5 exons. The record is from RefSeq and is a predicted model, not a curated record. Gene Ontology annotation, cellular component: cytosolic small ribosomal subunit. Gene Ontology annotation, molecular function: RNA binding; structural constituent of ribosome.